Phragmites australis (common reed) is the source of this 1192-nucleotide messenger RNA. RefSeq lists its product as uncharacterized. Lineage: Eukaryota; Viridiplantae; Streptophyta; Magnoliopsida; Poales; Poaceae. The record is from RefSeq and is a predicted model, not a curated record. The transcript has 4 exons. Bases 213 to 968 code for a protein of 251 amino acids.
UUUAUAGUACUCAUGCUUUUUUUGCUCUGCAAAAAUAAUUCAUGUGCUCAAUAUUACCAUUCAACAAUUUUUUAGUUUGAAUUCCAUGACCUUUUGGUGUAGUAGUUCCCUUUUAGAAUCUGGUAUAUUGUUUUUUUAAGUUGGUAUAUCAAAUCUUUUUUUUUUGUGUAAUAAAUUUUGUUGGUAUAUUGGUUGCUUUUAACCAUUUUGGCAUGCUUUUCUUCAGUUCAGAGGAACUGCAGCGUGAGAUUAAGGAAUAUUUAGAUACACAACCUAGCGACCUCCAGGAAGCUUUCGAUAGAGUUAGAGCUGUUGAGUAUGCCACUCUUACUGCCCUGGCUGCUGAAUGGGGUACAGAACCACCAUGGGACCCCUUCCUUGUUGAUCAGGAAAUGCUAUCACUUCAGGCACCACAACAGGCUUUUGCUACAGCUGCUCAGGCACCAAGGAAACCAAGGUGUGAAGACGGAAAGGAUUGGAUGAGGGACGAGGUGAUGUUGUGUUUUGAGAAACACAUUGAGAGAAAUGUGGAUCUCAAGCCGCUUGAAUACAAGCUUGAUGAACUUUGUCACCAAUGCUUCAAUGUGGCGAGCUGUAAUAAUGUUUUCCACCAUUAUAACUUCACAAUUAUGAUGAAGAUGCCUAAUUCAGUCGAUUGGACCGUGGAGUUGUACUUUGCCGAAAUGAAGGAGAUGUUUAGGAGAAAAUUCUAUUUCUGCUGUCCUUUGAAGCCUAAUGAAAAUGGUCAUUGUUAUGCAUGCAAGAACCAAGGCGUGGAGGAUUUGAAGCAUCCUGCCUCGGGUGGAUUUGAGGCCGGUUUGCAUGAUGCUCCUGAGGCUGGCUCGCCUGGUGCUCCUGAAUCCAAUUUCUGGUUUUCGGAUGAAGAUGAUGAUGCUGAAGCUAGAAAUUAUUUAAUAGACGAUGAUGAUGAAGCUGGAAAUUAUUUAAUCGGACUGUUUGAGGCAUAAUGUUAGGUUUGAUGGAUUCGACUUUUUUCUGCCGAGGGACUAGUGGAGGGCAGUCAGACAGUUUCCUCCGUAGUGUUAGGUCUGAUGGAUUCAAAUCUUGGUAGUAGUCCUGGUUUUGUGGAUGAUGAUUUGUUUACGGCAGUACUUUUAAUUUGUGCCUAUGAUACUGAAAUCGUGCUAGUGUUAUUUGUAAUGUUCUAGUCAGGCACUUCCCUUUCUCUUGG